Chara braunii is the source of this 3713-nucleotide messenger RNA. The record is from the annotation of a GenBank genome assembly. Lineage: Eukaryota; Viridiplantae; Streptophyta; Charophyceae; Charales; Characeae.
GGACUCUUUAGACUUCGGGCACAGCAGUGCAUGACACUGCCCACUCGAUCACAGACCAAGGCCAUGGACCGGAAGGCAGGAGAAUCCCUCCUGACCUAUGAGGAACGCCUGGCGGCAUUCAUUCAGGAGGCCAACGAUAGGGCUGCCACCGCGGCCAAGGAACGUAAUUGGCUUGAACAAGAGGAGGAGGCCAAGCGACAGAAGGAGGAACAGGACCGACUUCGUCAAGAAGAGGCAGAYCUGCAGGCGGCAGCCGAACACCGGUCAUGCCAGCGGGAACGACUGUUCACUCGGGAGACCGUGAUCGGCGAUGWGGCCGCACAUUGGGUGGAAGAGGCAUCUGCAGACGGGACCCCGGAGACUGAGAAAGGGCUGUCAGCCCUUGCACAGGUCUCCCACAACCUCGUGGCCACCUGCGCUCUGCAGCAGGAGGAAAUCCUUCAUGCAGCAGACAGUGGACCAGAUGCUCGCACGGCUGCAGGCGUUGCAGAAACAGCCAGCUGCUUGUCGGAACUGCACACCAAGCUCACUUGGCAGGAGUUGACCGAUGCCUGGCACAAGCGAUUCCAAGUGGAGCCGCCCGACCUGCAAGCGAUGGACAAGCUCAACAAGCUCCAUCAGAACAUGCUGCUCAGUCAGAACUGGAUUACCGAGUUCCAAAGACUCGCCUCCACACCUGACCUGCCGCUCGCAUUCCGCGCCAUCAAGCACUUGUUCAUCAUGCGCUCAUGUUCAGCUCUGCAAAACGCGCAAACGCAGAUUGCAGAGACACUCGACAUAUCUGACAAGCUUUUCAGCACAGCGUCGCGGAUCAUUCUCAUGAAUAUCGAAGCCCGCAACGCCGGCCGAUCUUCCGCGACGACGAGCGGCACCCAGCCCAAGCCAAAGGUGGUUUGCAUUACUUCUACCGAGGCUGCAACACCAAACGAGGGUGAAGUGUUGGCAGCUGCCCGGGAUGGUGGCCGGCCGUGCAACAAUCACGGCCGCGACAAGACGAAGACUCAGUCCACCUCUACACCGAGCACCAGAUCAGCCGCCGACGAACCUUGGGCACAAUACGGACUCUCGGCGAAUUCUUAUCGCACGAGACUCGAGUACCGUUACUGCCUUUGGUGCAAUAGCACCAUCCACGAUGCUGCAUAUUGCCCCACCAAGGGGAAACCCCACGAAGUCGCGGUGGGGGACAUGCUUGGCUACGUUGCCAAGGUGGCCCGCAAGUUUGUCUCGCAAUGGUACGAAGAAAACAACGCACCGUUGCUCUACGUUCGCAUUCAGAUUGGGCAAGCGGCCAGCAACGCCUUGCUAGAUUGCGGCGCAACUCGCAACUUCAUCAGCCAGGCCUUCAUGACUCGGGCUGGCCUUGGCGCACAAGUACGGAGGAAGUCACAUCCGACGACGGUCGCUCUUGCCGACGACGAGUUCUCGGAUGUUUUUGAGACACCCUCCGGUAUAGUGUCAGACCGGCCAAUCUCUCACGAGAUCAUACUUGAGGCCGGCGCCGUGCCACCGAAAGGAUGCAUUUAUCGCAUGUCCGAGGAGGAUCUCACGGUUCUUCGUGCGCAACUCGACGAUCUGCUUGACAAGGGUUGGAUCCGCCCUAGCAGCUCACCUUGCGGUGCGCCCGUUCUCUUCAUUCAGAAGAAGAACAAGGACCUUCGACUUUGCAUUGACUACCGACGCCUCAACGCGCAAACCAUCAAGAACGCGGGGCCUCUACCUCGCAUUGACGAUUUGCUUGAGCGGUUGGGCGACGCCAAGUACUUUUCCAAGUUGGACCUCAAGUCGGGUUACCAUCAGAUUUCCAUCCGCCCGCCAGAUCGGUACAAAACCGCAUUUAAGACGCGAUAUGGGCCUUUUGAGUGGGUAGUUAUGCCUUUUGGCCUCACCAAUGCCCCGGCCACCUUUCAGGCGGCCAUGAUCACCGAGUUUCGCGCUAUGUUGGACCGCUUCGUCUUGGUCUACUUAGACGACAUCCUCGUCUAUAGCCGAACUCUAGAGGAGCAUCUCGAGCAUCUUCGCCGUGUUCUAGAGACCCUUCGGUCAGCCCGGUACAAAGCUAACCGCAACAAAUGCGAGUUUGUCCGGCAAGAGCUUGAAUACUUGGGUCAUUUUGUCUCUCCGGAAGGCAUUCGUCCAUUGGCGGACAAGAUUCAAGCCAUCCAGGAGUGGCCCGAGCCGAAGAAUGUGACGGACGUCCGAUCCUUCCUCGGCUUGGCCGGUUAUUAUCAGCGUUUCAUCAAGAGUUACUCGAAGAUCGCGGCCAACCUAAGCAAGUUACAAAGCGAGGAGCGGCCUUUUGACUUCGAUGAAGAUGCGCGCCAUUCUUUUGAAACACUCAAAGCGGCACUCUUAUCCGCCGAGGUCGGUUUUAUUGGCCCGACCUUCUCAAGGACGCCACCCGCUAUUGUGAGUCGUGCGAAGUCUCUCGGCGUUGCGAGUUACGCAACCAUCGUCCGUUCGGCGAGCUACACCCAUUACCAGUGCCCCUUGGGCGACGGGAAGCAAUUGCUAUGGAUAUCACCGACCCCUUUCCGAAGCACAAGACCGGCGUUGAUGGGAUCCUCACGGUCGUCGACCGCCUCACUAAGUACGCCAUGUUUUUGCCUUGCCCGCUAUCACGCAAAGGCACCGGAGUUAGCCGAGGUCUUAUACACUGGUUGGAUUCGCUCUAAGGGCUAUCCCAAGGAGAACGUUUGCGACCGGGACACUCGCUUUCUCUCCGACUUUUGGGUCRCCCUCGUCAAGCGAUGGGGCUCAUCUUUGAAGCCGAGUUCGGCUCGCCACCCGCAAACCGAUGGUCAAACGGAAAGGGCGCAUCAGACCGCUCAAGUCCUUUUACGCACUCUCAUCCGUCCCGACCAGGUUGAUUGGGUUGAGCGCUUGCCAGACGUUGAGUUGGCUUACAACUCACCGAUCCAUCCUGCUAUCGGGAUGUCGCCAUUCGAGUUUGAGCAUGGUUCACCCAUCUCAUCGCCGUUGGACGCCACUUUGUCGCGCACAGCCGAGAGCGACGACCAUCUUGCGUUCCUUCGUCUCAUGCAAGAGCUUCUUGUUCAGGCACGAGAUCAGAUGUCGAAGACGCAAAUACGGAUGAGCCGUCAAGCCAACCGCAAUCGCCUUCCUCGCCCAUUCCGUGCCGACGAUCUGGUUUGGGUAUCCGCCGCGGAGUUCAGCCACGAGCAAGACAUCUCUCGCAAGCUCCUUCCCAAGUGGAUGGGGCCUUGGCGCAUUCUCUCUGCAGUUGGUGAUGAUCCCGAGGGCCCUUCAUUCCGCAUCACGGUGCCACCUCACUUGCCCAUCCACACGGUGUUCCACUGUUCCAAACUCGCUCCUUUCGUCUCAGCGGAGUCCGAUGAGUUUCCCGGUCGACGUACUCAAGACCCUCCUUCCAUGGACGAAUUUCAGGAGGCCGGCUACAUCAUCACCGACCGGCGCCAUGRCAACAAAGAAACAGAGUUUCAACUUCACUUUUCCUACUGCAGCCACAAGGCUGACCGUUGGCUGACGCGUUCGGAACUGCAGGCCACAGCUCCCGCGGUUCUCUCACGUUAUCUUAGCAAAGGGAAGACUACGCCGAGCACUCCAGCUCCUCGCCUUCCUCGCUACAUUUCGCCAUCGGAUCGGCAGCUUCGCCCGUGCCCCGGCUCGUCUUCAUAAGGAGGGGGGCGUGUUACAUGCUGAAAGCCUACACACGGGCCCCUCACGGGACCCGA